AGGGAAAAAAAACAACUUCUGCACCUGAUUUCUUUGGUCCUACACCAGUUGAAAGGGAAUCCAGGAAAACAUUUGCUAAUGAAAGAAAACAGGUGAAUAACUAACUACACUUUUUUCACCCAUUAUUUUUUUUGUAAAGAAAAAUUCAGGCAUCAUGCAUUUAACAAGGAAAACUUUAAACCUCACCAUACCUUGCCUUUCUAUAAAAUUCAUGCGUCAUAUGUUAAUUUUGGGCUUCAUCAUGUAUUUCUUGUAAACCCUCUGCCAAUCUCUUAUACAGUAGUUAUAUCAGAAUGGACUACGGUUCACACAUACCAUGCCACAAAAUUAACGGAUAUAAUGACCAAUGUUUGAGUCAUGCAUUAUUUAAUCAUAUUCAAGAUACUUUGUGGAUGGGGAGAGGAGAUGUUGGAGAAUAGUUUUGGCAAAAACAACACCAUGGGGUCCCUGAAAGGGAUAAGUUCUUUUGCUCUUAAGAUAUCUAAAUCAACUCUCUUCACUGUCUGUCACACAAGUGUUAUGAAAAUAUCUUUGAGAAUAUGUUGUUCAAUCAAUAAAUAUCCUCUUGUCUGAGGAUUUUCCUUCCUAUAUUACAUUGCUGUUUGACUGUGAAUUGGUAUUGUUAUGAGAAAUUAGAAAAUUGAUCACUUUUGAGAGUGCAAAUUUUAAGCUUGAUCCAGAGCUCAACCCACUUAAUGAUCAUCCCUUAAUUCCUUGUAGAGCAAGUCAAUAAUUUUUUAUCCUUUUUCAUUUCCCACAAAGAUCUGACAAGUCUGAAGAAAAUGAAGACUCCAGAGUGAAUAGAAAAGAAGAGUAUAAAAAUGGGAGAGAAAAAGAAGGAAGAGAAAAUGGGAAUGUCAACCAUCACACAACAGAGCAACCAUCAAAGAAAAGAAAGGAAGACUUCUCAGAAUCAAAGUCUGAGGUUAAAAAGCCUUCCCCUGAGAAGAAAAAG
Messenger RNA from Pocillopora meandrina, 955 nucleotides. The record is from the annotation of a GenBank genome assembly. Lineage: Eukaryota; Metazoa; Cnidaria; Anthozoa; Scleractinia; Pocilloporidae.